Schistocerca piceifrons (Central American locust) is the source of this 1881-nucleotide messenger RNA. RefSeq names its product proline-rich extensin-like protein EPR1. Lineage: Eukaryota; Metazoa; Arthropoda; Insecta; Orthoptera; Acrididae. The record is from RefSeq and is a predicted model, not a curated record. The transcript has a single exon. Bases 1 to 1881 code for a protein of 626 amino acids.
AUGCCUCCCUUCCUGAUGCAGAUGCCUCCUGCACUGACUUGGACACCUCCCAUCCUGAUGCAGAUGCCUCCUUCACUGACUUGGACGCCUCCCAUCCUGAUGCAGAUGCCUCCUGCACUGAGUUGGACACAUCCCAUCCUGAUGCCGAUGCCUCCUGCACUGAGUUGGACGCCUCCCAUACUGAUGCAGAUGCCUGCUGCACUGACUUGGACACCUCCCAUCCCGAUGCAGAUGCCUCCUGCACUGAGUUGGACGCCUCCCAUCCUGAUGCAGAUGCCUCCUGCACUGAGUUGGACACCUCCCAUCCUGAUACGGAUGCCUCCUGCACUGACUUGGACGCCUCCCAUCCUGAUGCAGAUGCCUCCUUCACUGACUUGGACGCCUCCCAUCCUAAUGCAGAUGCCUCCUUCACUGACUUGGACGCCUCCCAUCCUAAUGCAGAUGCCUCCUGCACCAGCUUGGGUGCCUCCCACCUUCACGCAGAUGCCUUCUGUACUGACUUGGACACCUCCCAUACUGAUGCAGAUGCCUGCUGCACUGACUUGGACACCUCCCAUUCUGAUGCAGAUGCCUCCUGCACUGAGUUGGACGCCUCUCAUCCUGACGCAGAUGCUUCCUGCACUGAGUUGGACACCUCCCAUCCUGAUGCAGAUGCCUCCUGCACUGACUUGGACGCCUCCCAUCCUGAUGCAGAUGCCUCAAUCACUGACUUGGACGCCUCCCAUCCUGAUGCAGAUGCCUCCUUCACUUACUUGGAUGCCUCCCAUCCUGAUGCAGAUGCCUCCUGCACUGACUUGGACACCUCCCAUCCUGAUGCAGAUGCCUCCUUCACUGACUUGGACGUCUCCCAUCCUGAUGCAGAUGCCUCCUGCACUGAGUUGGACGCCUCCCAUCUUGAUGCAGAUGCCUCCUGCACUGAUUUGGACGCCUCCCACACUGAUGCAGAUGCCUGCUGCACUGACUUGGACAUCUCCCAUCCUGAUGCAGAUGCCUCCUGCACUGAUUUGGACGCCUCCCAUCCUGAUGCAGAUGCCUCCUGCACUGAGUUGGACACCUCCCAUCCUGAUGCAGAUGGCUCCUGCACUGACUUGGACGCCUCCCAUCCUGAUGCAGAUGCCUCCUUCACUGACUUGGACGCCUCCCAUCCUGAUGCAGAUGCCUCCUACACUGAGUUGGACGCCUCCCAUCCUGAUGCAGAUGCCUCCUGCACUGAGUUGGACACCUCCCAUCCUGAUGCAGAUGCCUCCUUCACUGACUUGGACGCCUCCCAUCCUGAUGCAGAUGCCUCCUGCACUGAGUUGGACACCUCCCAUCCUGAUGCAGAUGCCUCCUGCACUGAUUUGGACGCCUCCCAUACUGAUGCAGAUGCCUCCUGCACUGAGUUGGACGCCUCCCAUCCUGAUGCAGAUGCCUCCUGCACUGAGUUGGACACCUCCCAUCCUGAUGCAAAUGCCUCCUGCACUGACUUGGACGCCUCCCAUCCUCAUGCAGAUGCCUCCGUCACUGACUUGGACGCCUCCCAUCCUGAUGCAGAUGCCUCCUUCACUGACUUGGACGCCUCCCAUCCUGAUGCAGAUGCCUCCUGCACCAGCUUGGGUGCCUCCCACCUUGACGCAGAUGCCUUCUGUACUGACUUGGACACCUCCCAUACUGAUGCAGAUGCCUGCUGCACUGACUUGGACACCUCCCAUUCUGAUGCAGAUGCCUCCUGCACUGAGUUGGACGCCUCCCAUCCUGAUGCAGAUACCUCAUGCACUGAGUUGGACACCUCCCAUCCUGAUGCAGAUGCCUCCUGCACUGACUUGGCCGCCUCCCAUCCUGAUGCAGAUGCCUCCUUCACUGACUUGGACGCCUCGCAUCCUGAUGCAGAUGCCUCCUUAA